AGCAGUACCUUUGUUAGAAACUAAGAGCUCAGGUAACACUAGGCCAUCUAAAGCCAUAAUUAACCUAAAGAAAAGACGCCCCCUGCCUUUGGCUCGUGUUAGCUCGUGGUGGUUGGAAGUUGCAGGAAAAUAAGAACCUAACCAUUAUAGAAUUCUUGACAGCAAAGGUGAAAAAAUGUCCCUGUAAAUUUUGUCUCUCCUUUAUCUCAAUUCACUCGGGGUACAAAGCCAUUCCAUUCCCCUGUCCACGAAAAUGGAAGAAGCCCCAUCUGUUAUCAUGGAAAGGGCAGGAAAAAUCAUCAGGUUGUCGAUCCAUACCUUUCUCAAAGAGUUUCAGUACUUCACCACCACCCCAGUUCUUCUUAUGCUACCUUUCUCGGCCUCCGUUCUCCUAUCACUGGCCGUUUUCCCGUCUUCUUCUUCCCCACCUUUUUCGAUCAUUCAUGCUCACUUCAAAUCACUUCUCCAUGCUGCUGGAUUUUCCCUCUCUUGGUUAUUGGUUUCGCUGUUCAAUCUGAAUCUUUCACUAAUCAUUUGUUACUAUCUUCUCUGUCUCCCUUUGAUACUCUCCUCCUUUGUGAUCGGGAAAGCCUCUAUAAUUCAAGCUCUGAAUGGCCAUAGACGAUCUCUUCCACUACCCUUUUCCUCUUUCAGAUCGCUUUACAAGCCUCUGCUAAUAACCCACCUGUGCAAUUUGAUCCUCAACAUCACCAUCAAUAUGGCUGCCAUGAAUACAAUCAGAACUUUUGUGUUCUUAUUCAACAAUCCUAUUUUUUUAAUGGUUACCAGAACUGUUUUCUACAUCAUACUCGCCAACAUGAUGGUUGUAGGCAACUUGGCUUUGGUUGUGGCUGGAAUGGAGAAUUGCAUCGGCAUCUGGGCCAUUCGUAAGGCUUUAUUGCUUAGAAGGGGAACAAAUUCAAUGGCUCUUUUGUUGGCUCUCCCUCUGAAUUGUGGUCUAGCUGCUACUGAGGCCUUGUUCCGCUUCCGGGUUGUAAGAGCUUAUCACCUUUACGAAAGGCUCACUGCAUCUAUGGCCUUGGAGGGGCUUUUCGUUGCUUACUUGUAUUCACUCCUCCUUGUCCUUGAAACAAUUGCUUGUUGCUUGUUUUUCAAGAGCUGUACAUCAAUUUUUUGGACAGAUGAAAUAGAUGGAUACUACGAUAUCGAGCUUCCCAAAGAAGAAGACGAGCACCCCCCUUCAAAGUUAAGGACUUGAGAACUUCCAUGAAUUGCUUCCGCAGUACUGCCAACCAGACUUGCCUAAACUCUUGUACUUACAAAUGAAAUGCAGAGUCCUGUGUAUUAAAACGGACCGAUCUAGUUAAAGAAAGAACAAGUCCGUUUGUUCAGCUAGGAGAUUAAAAACAACACUUGGCAGAAAACUGAUCGAUGCAGUUAAAAGCUUGGCUUGAGCCUUGAGCCAUACCAGGUGGUGCCAAGAAAGCAAACCAUCUCCAGAGGGCACACAUGUUGCUUGAUGUCAACGUCGAUACAACUAUGUAAAACCAAUAUUCAAGAAAUUUUCAGCAGCACCCUCCAAUAUGUCACAGGCAUUCCCCGCCCAACUUGUCAAGACAUGAAGUGAUUGAAGCGACUAUGGACACAGUCUCAGUGCAGGAACCAUAAACUAUAUCCACUCGCAUUCCAAUGCAUUGUUUGUAGGGAAUGGGAUGAUUAAUACUCACAUUUGUGUAUGCUGAAACAUUGCUCGAUCAAGAACAAGUGGCCCCAACUCUGAUGGGUUGUCAGCUGAA
Molecule: messenger RNA, 1757 nt
Organism: Carya illinoinensis
Lineage: Eukaryota; Viridiplantae; Streptophyta; Magnoliopsida; Fagales; Juglandaceae
Exons: 2
Coding region: 254-1219 (321 amino acids)
Source: RefSeq, a predicted model, not a curated record